AUGCCGGGUUUCUCACAAGCAAGCGAUCUCCCCGCCUGGAAGGAGCUCCAGGAGCACCACAACACCCUGGGACGUAACAUUGUCCUGAAGGAGUACUUCCAGAAGGACCCCAAGCGGUUCGAGAAGUUCAGCCACAAGUUCGCCAACACUGUUGACAACACCGAGAUCCUCUUCGAUUUCUCCAAGAACUUCUUGACCCAGGAGACCGUGUCUCUGCUGGUCAAGCUCGCCAAGGAGGCUAAUGUCGAGGAGCUUCGUGAUGCCAUGUUCCGUGGUGAGCACAUCAACUUCACCGAGGACCGUGCUGUCUACCACGCCGCUCUGCGCAAUGUCUCCGGUGAGCCCAUGGAAGUUGAUGGAAAGAGCGUUGUGGAGGAUGUCAACUCGGUUCUCGAGCACAUGAAGGAGUUCUCCGAGCAGGUGCGAAGCGGAGAGUGGAAGGGUUACACCGGCAAGAAGAUCAACACCAUCGUCAACAUUGGUAUCGGUGGUUCCGAUCUCGGCCCCGUCAUGGUCACUGAGGCCCUCAAGCCCUACGGCCACCCCGACAUGAAGCUCCACUUUGUUUCCAACAUUGAUGGAACUCACAUUGCUGAGGCGCUGAAGAACUCUGACCCCGAGACUACCCUCUUCCUGAUUGCCUCCAAGACCUUCACCACCGCCGAGACCACUACCAACGCCAACUCUGCUAAGACUUGGUUCCUCGAGUCCGCCAAGGACGAGUCACACAUCGCCAAGCACUUCGUUGCCCUCUCUACCAAUGAGUCUGAGGUCACCAAGUUUGGCAUUGAUGCCAAGAACAUGUUUGGCUUUGAAUCUUGGGUUGGUGGCCGUUACUCCGUGUGGAGUGCCAUUGGUCUGUCUGUUGCUCUGUACAUUGGUUACGACAACUUCCACCAGUUCCUGGCCGGUGCUCAGGCCAUGGACAAGCACUUCCGCGAGACUCCUCUCGAGCAGAACAUCCCCGCCCUUGGUGGUCUGCUGAGUGUUUGGUACAGCGACUUCUUCGGUGCCCAGACCCACCUUGUCGCUCCCUUCGAUCAAUACCUGCACCGUUUCCCCGCUUACCUGCAGCAGCUCUCCAUGGAGAGCAACGGUAAGGCCAUCACCCGCACUGGAGAAUACGUCAAGUACACUACCGGUCCCAUCCUGUUCGGUGAGCCUGCCACCAAUGCCCAGCACAGCUUCUUCCAGCUUCUGCACCAGGGCACCAAGCUCAUUCCCUCCGAUUUCUUGAUGGCCGCCGAGUCCCACAACCCCGUCGAGGGUGGCAAGCACCAGCGCAUGCUGGCUGCCAACUUCCUGGCCCAGUCUGAGGCUCUCAUGGUUGGCAAGACCCCUGACCAGGUUAAGGCCGAGGGCGCUCCCGAGGACCUUGUUUCUCACAAGACCUUCUUGGGUAACCGUCCCACCACCUCUAUCCUGGCCCAGAAGAUCACCCCCUCCACUCUGGGUGCUCUGAUCACCUACUACGAGCACGUCACCUUCACCGAGGGUGCCGUCUGGAACAUCAACUCCUUCGACCAGUGGGGUGUCGAGCUGGGCAAGGCUCUUGCCAAGAACAUCCAGAGCGAGCUUGAGACCUCUGGCGCAGGUGCUGACCACGACAGCUCCACCAGCGGUCUGCUGCUUGCCUUCAAGCAGAAGGCUAACCUGGCUUAA
Penicillium salamii is the source of this 1662-nucleotide messenger RNA. Lineage: Eukaryota; Fungi; Ascomycota; Eurotiomycetes; Eurotiales; Aspergillaceae. The record is from the annotation of a GenBank genome assembly.